Molecule: messenger RNA, 1032 nt
Organism: Fusarium tjaetaba
Lineage: Eukaryota; Fungi; Ascomycota; Sordariomycetes; Hypocreales; Nectriaceae
Product: triacylglycerol lipase
Exons: 2
Coding region: 1-1032 (343 amino acids)
Molecular function (GO): hydrolase activity
Source: RefSeq, a predicted model, not a curated record
AUGGUCUCCAGCAUCGUCCACCAUUUGUAUAUUUGGUUUCGGCCCAGUCUGGUAGCGAUCUUCUACCGCAAUAUACCAUGGGCCUUGCGCUGGCGGUUGCUAGUAUUUCAACCAGCUGCCCUCCUAACAUACUCCAUCGCCACGAUACCAUGUCUUUUGUAUCGCUCUUACACUGUCGAAUUUCUCAAUAUUGCGCCGGGUCGUUAUGUUCGAGCCUUGAUCUUUAAGGCUGCUGGUGUUGGGAAGGGGAGAGCUCUCAGGCCACUUCAUGUAAACUUUCACGCUGGCGCUUUCAUGGGUGGCUUGCCAGAGGGCCAUGCAUAUUUCGAUCAACUGGUAUCGGAGCAAACAGGUGCCGUUGUUAUUGAUAUUGACUAUCGUGUUGCGCCGGAACAUGUUUUCCCUGCGGCCAUUGACGAUGCUGAUGCAACGAUCAAGUGGCUACAAGAGAACGCUGAAGAACGCUGGGGCGCAGAUCCAACUUUAAUGACCACGAGUGGCUUUUCUGCCGGAGGAAACUUGGCUUUUGCAGUCAAUCAGCAAGAAAGCUGUCAGGCACCGUCCCCUACUGCUAUCAAGGCCAUCACAACUUUCUACGCUGUUAUUGACUUCCGUCUGAGUCCUUGGGAGAAACCGCAUCCAGACAACAUGCCCAAGAAUGACCCGGCAAAAGUUUUUUUGCCUCUUUUCGACGCAUAUGCAGCACCUGCGAGAGCAAAACACUUUGAAGAUCCAAGGUUGAGUCCUGUCCUUUCAGAAAAGGAAUCAUUGCCAGAGAGGAUUCUCCUGAUCGUUCCUGGUAUCGAUAUCCUCGUUGCAGAACAGACUGAGUUCGCAGAGAGAAUCAACAACGAGGACGGCGAGAGGGAAGUUCAGAGAGUAGAGAUCUUGCAUGAGAAAGAACUUUUCCAUGGAUACUUGGAAGUCCCUGAUAUCGUGGUUAAGCGGGAUGUCAAGCAUCGUGCCUACGAAAAGGCUAUUAAAGUUCUCAAGGAGACUCACAGAAAGUAUGAUUGGACCUGGAACGCUUGA